CCACUCGUGUUCCCUGUGCUGUGGACUGUGUGGCACAGUAGACCAAGAGCGGGGCAGGCGGUACUAGGGCAACGGCGGCAUUUAUCCUGUUCUUGGAGGACGACUGCUCUCUCAGUCCCCGAGGGGUUUACGGCUGUUGUUUGCAGUCCCGCAAGCUGUGUUCGCACCUUAUCGGCGGCGCAUCCGAAACAUUUAUUCUUUUUUUUUUUUCUUCUUUUUGGUGGACCGAUUUCAAAAGCGAAACAGCCUGCGGGGGUCGUGAAGUCGGCUGCGUUAACCCCGUUCGUCGGCGACGCACAAAAGGCGCAACUCUCAAGUCCACCUGGAUAGCUGGCGAAGAAGCCCGGUUCUGUUCGAGGUCCAGAGGCGAGAGGAGAGAGGAGAAAUUGGCGCGAGGACAGGAGCCAGAAGAAGAAGAAGAAAAAAAAAACAAAGAAGACAGGAUGAAUCUUAAGAGUAAUUUGGUUUUCACCCUCUACACCGUUUACGGGAUUCUUCUGAAAGGGACUCCAGUGAUGGCUUCAAAAGGCAAAGUUCGAGGUGUCAGCGGCCAGUAUCCUCUGGUUCAGAAUGUGACCGUGACAGAGGGAGGGACGGCGAACCUGACCUGCCGUGUGGAGUAUAAUGACAACACCUCCCUCCAGUGGUCAAACCCGGCACAGCAGACCCUCUUUUUUGGGGACAAGAAAGCCUUAAGGGACAACAGGAUUGAGCUUGUGCGGGCGACGUCGUCGGAGCUGACCAUCAGCAUCAGUGAUGUCACGCUGUCUGAUGAAGGCAUGUACACCUGUUCCCUCUUCACCAUGCCUGUCAGAACAGCCAGAGCCUACCUGACUGUCCUAGGUGUGCCGGAGAAGCCGGAGAUCGAUGGCCUGACGAAGCCCGCCUUGGAGGGAGACCACGUCACCCUGACCUGCAUCACUCAGGGCAGCAAGCCCGCCGCCGACCUGCGCUGGUUCAGGAAUGAGAAGGAAGUCAAAGGUGUCAAAGAGGUGAAUGCCAGUGGGAAGACGUUUACAGUACGGAGCUCUCUGCAGCUGCACGUGGACAGAACCGAUGAUGGAGUGGCCUACACCUGCAAAGUGGACCACGUGGCACUCACACAGACGCCACAGCAGGCCACGGAAGUGCUGGAGGUCCACUAUGCUCCUCAUGUGACAAUUUUCCACUCCCUCGCAGUCCCUCAGGAGGGGCAGUACUUAAAGCUGGAGUGUGUAUCCAUAGGAAACCCUUCGCCAGAUCCCGUGAUGUGGACAAAGGACGGGGGUGAGCUCCCAGAUCUGGACAGGAUGAUCGUAGAGGGGAGGGAGCUCACCUUUACUUCACUCAACAAGACAGACAAUGGCACCUACCGUUGUGAAGCGAGCAACCACCUAGGGACCAGCAGUGCAGAAUAUGUACUCUACGUCUAUGACGUCCCCACCACCCUGCCUCCAUCCACCACUCCCCCCCUACAUCCCAUCCCUCAAGAACCUACUGAUCUAUUAGGCGCCCACGCCUCAGACCCCACAGUCACUGGCGACGGAGAUCCCAACGCUCUGGGGCAGCACGGCACCGACCAUGCCUUGAUCGGCGGAGUGGUGGCUGUAGUGGUCUUCGUCACCUUGUGUUUAAUCAUUGUUCUGGGAAGAUACCUGGCCAGGCAUAAAGGAACAUACUUGACAAACGAGGCCAAAGGAGCAGAUGAUGCGCCCGAUGCUGACACAGCCAUCAUCAACGCUGAGGGCAACCAUGCGCACGCAGAAGAAAAGAAGGAAUACUUCAUUUAGACUGCAGAGGGAGCAGUGCAGCUCUCUCCCCUCCUUUCCCCCCCUCUUUCGACCUCUGUAUCUCUUAUUAUCUCUUUCUGUGUCCCACUUUUCUCCUUCACCUCGGGCCACUGCCCCCGUCGUGUCAACGAGAAACCCGCAGGCAGCCCACAAACAGAGAAGUUCCCUGUGUGUUUCCCUCUUAUUUCCUUUGAUUGGGUCCAUUUCAAUUAUUCACACCUUGACUUUUAGUUGGUAGUUUUGUAUUGGCAGAUGUUUUUCAUCGGCACCCUGCUGUCGCCGCUGAAGUUGUCCCCCUUUCUUGCACAUUUCUCCUCGUCUUUUAGCAUAAACACCUUGAAAUCUGUAUAUCUACCAUGACUGCUUCUUACAUGACCCCUUCCCUUCUCCUCUUUCCCACCAAGCAGACGCCCAAACACAUAUUAAAUCCCCUUUGGUUCACACACGUCCUCAAACACAUAUCAUAUCUCACAUCAACACGGUGCCUAAAAAUACAGACGCCAUUGAACUUCUGUCAAUGCCUUCAUGUAUCGUCUGUCAGUAGCAAUGUAAAUGCUUUGUAGAUGGUCACCUGGACCAUCAUUUCAUCAUUGCUUAGCUCACAGCUUUUGAUUAUGCAUUGCGUCUCUUUCUUUUUUUUUAUUUGAAUCAAGAUCUGUGCUGUUUACGCCUUAUACAUGUCUAUCACACUGAAUAUGGUACUUUUAGACGAUCCACCUCUCCCUCUCCCUCACCGUCCCCCUCUAAAUAGACUUGUAAUUAAACCGUUGACCCUUGUAAGAUAAGAAGAAGGUUUUGUGUAACACUGUAGCAAGGUUUGUCAGAUAAGUGUAUAAUAUGAUUUUCAUUAUUACGGUAGGAGUAAAAAAAAAACAAAAAAAACAAAGGGUAGUGUGGUAUUGUUUAGAGCAGAAAAUACACACCAAAAAUAUGUGAAAGAUGCUAGAUGAAGCAUUCCAUUGAGUAAACUCAAUCAAGUAUAUAAAACCAUUCGCAAAAUCUGCCGUCCGUAUGUACUUUUACCUGUAAAUUCCUGCACUGUCCAGGCUCCAGUUUAGCAAAACCAUAUUCAGUGGCAUCUGGAACAGCUCACAGUAGUUUGUGAUUUACAUAAAGGGUUCAGAUAUACAGGAAGAGGCUGUGUCCUCUCUCUGAAAGCUGUAUAAAUUGUACUGAAACGAGUUUAGCUUUUCACUAUGAAGAAUUUUGUUUGUGUUUAUGUCACAGUAAGAUCAUUUAAAGCCUUGAGGACCCCAUGAAAUGUCACGCGAACCAUUGGGUGUUUAAUACAAGAAAACAAACACAAGAACACAUUUGAAAGUUUCUUUUCCCUUGGUAAUCUUGAGUGAUGCCUCGUGUGAAGUUUUUUUUUUUUUUUUUUUUUCCUGGUUCACAGGUUGAAUUGUGUUAUCACCACAGACCAUAUAUAUAAAUACUGCAUGAAGCCACAGCGAUGUCGCCCACUGCUUUAUGGACCAUUUGUAUUUGAAGUCUCGAGUUUAGCAUUUGGCUGUUCACAUCGAGAAAUAGCCAUAUUUGUACAUGAGUGAGGAGCUGGGGUGGAGCGAUGGGUGUAUCCAACUCAGAACCCGAGGACGGCUCGUAGCUUAAUUUCUACUUAACAAUGGAAUUAUUUUGAGAAAGACCUCGAGCGCAUUGAUCAGAAGCGAAUUAAGCUAAUGACAUCACGCGUGUGACUCAUGGGAAUUUUCUUUUCAUUAGUAUUUCAGGAAAGAAGUUGAUGCAUUUUAAUUGGAUUUUCUUAGAGCCAGUGGUUCUUUGGAGGCACCACUUAGUGACCAUUACACUUUAAAUCACUUCUGCACUGGCUUCACUUUUCAGACCUCCAUCUUUUAUAUAGAGUCUGCGGUUACAACUUUUACAAACACGUCAUUCCUUUCUUUUCUUUUUUUCCAUUUCAUGGGGUCUUCAAGUGAGAAAAUUAAAAAAAAAAAAAAAAGACAAAAAAGACAUGGUGUGAGUGCUAGGUCGUAGAUCUGCAGGGGCCUCCUUUCCAAAACUAAAAAUUGGAGACAAAUAGAGAAGCACAAAAAUGUCUGAAUGGGUUACUGUGUUCCUUUGCCAACUUCUAGAUUGCCUUGGGAAUGGUUCCUCUAUUCAAAUGGGUAGCGGAAGGCUGACAAGGCUGUGUUUGAUUCAAUUCUGGAAAAAAAAAGAAAAUAUAUAUAUAUAUGAUGAUAAUAAUAACGACUGCAGUGCAUCUUUUUGAAAAUGUAAGCUAAAUCAUGUUUUUAUAUUAAAAAAAAAAACAGUUUCUAAUAUUUUUGGUUUUAAUGGUUCUAAGCUCCCUGCUGUAUAUUGUGUCUGCUAAAAUGUGGUUGAUUGUGAAAAUUGCUGUUAAAUUCUGAAUUCCUGUAUUCCUUCAAAUUUGUAUACUAGCCACCUUAUCUAUUUGGGUUUCUGUUUUUUUUUUUUUUGUUUUCCAUUUCUCAUUGCAUAAUCUUUAAAACAAAUGUAUUUUUUUGUUUGUUUUUUUUUGCGUAAGGCAUGUAAAUAAUGUGUGACAACUAAAUUUGGGUAAUACACAUUAGCAUGUUUUAUUUGGUUCCGAGUGGCUUCUUGUGUUUGUGGCAUGCUUUAAGGUGCUGCAGAUCUGAAGGAUUUGGUGUUGCAGAAAAUUUGAUCAAAAAAAAAAAAGACUCAUCGAAGCAAAUCUGGGAAAAGAGAAAAGUUUCCACAACACAAAAGUUUCCACGCAUUAAGAUCACCCUAACAUAUCCAAGGAAACUACUUAAAUUCCUUUUCAUGCACCCUUGGCAUUCGUCUUUCAUCAGUUUGCAGGAAUUUGGCUGAUUUACUCUCCUGUGAAAGAGCGAUAAACACCUAAAGACUUAAAGGCAAGGCACUAAUCUGCUAAGAGCGAACAAAUUAUUACCAAGGGCAAUAAAAUAUCGGCCCCAGCUGUCUCCAAUUCGGUGUCCAAUUUACAACAUUAUGCAAAUAAGGUCAGAAAGAAAGGUCCCUCCGUCUCUAUGUUACAACUUUGAGCAGCGCUGGAGUGAAUCACAAGUUGUGAAGUUGAUCGCCACUGAUGUAGGAUUUAGAUUGUAUAUUGAAUUUUAGAUAUAUUGACCAUUUGCUUUUGAAAUUCAGAAGCUUUGCCACCGUUUCUAUGUAUUACACUUUCAGUGCACUUCAAUCAGUAUAGCACUAUUUAACUGGUUUAAAUCCAACACAAACCUUCUAUAGAUCCAGACUAAAGCGUCCUAGAGCGGCUCCGGCCUUUAGAAACCUUGUGUACUACGUGUGUGCAUUUAUCACGUUGAUGUUAUGUCAUUUAUUUUUAUCCUUUUUUUUUUUUUUUUUUUUUUUUACUUUUCUAUCUCAUUUUGCUCAUUGUGUUUUAAAUCCGGUGGUGUUAGUCACAAUUUUCUGUUGCUCUAUGCCUCUGUAUCCAUCUUAUAAACAGGACAGUGGUCAGGUGACUUUGUUGAAGCCAGAGGAACAGACUGGGCUGUUUUGUAUUAAAUGGGCACUUGGAAUUAACCAGGUCCGAAGUGAUGAGUUGGUGCUGGCAUUAGAAACAAAACAGAUGCCAUUUUACUGAAUUAUGCACUCUCACCAAUAUGAUGGAUAAUCCUUAGUACUUGGCAAAAUUAUUUUUUUUUUGUUCAUCUUUCUAAAAAAUAAAAAAAAAACACAUGUAAAUAUUUGUUUUGACUUGACAGUAAUGAGCUAAUUUGUUGCAAAUGGCUUUUUAUAAUGGUUAGACCAAACGUGAAUCUUGUUUCAUUUGUAAUUUUAACAGCUUGGCGCACACCACCAUGCACUAUUUUAGAACGCCUGUAGCUUUCCUUACAUGUUCCCUUAGUUGUAUUUCUUUGUCGCUGUCGGUUGAAACUAAGCUUUAAACAUGCUGCCACCUUGAUUCCCAGCGUUGUAUCGGUUUGGUUAAUAUUCAUGGGCCUCUAAUUUCAUCCUGGCAGCAGGACAGCGAUCGCGCUAACAUAGUUUUGCGCUGCCAUUUGCGCUGGGCACGCGUCCAUUUUCUGGGAUUGUGUGCCUCUCGUUUUCCUGGCUCCAAACAAACCCACUUUCUUCAAGCUGAAGGUGCGAGCGGUGCAGCUGAGGUUGUGCGUUUAUGCAGAUUAAGCAGCGCUAUACUGGCAGUAAUUUUGGCGUGAAAUUGCUCGCAAUUUUGUGAACCGUUUUUCGUGUCGGCAGAGGCACGCGCGGACCUGUGCAAAAAUCACACAAAAAAGAAAUAAAAGAACUUUCAUGUACUGUAUGGGUUCUGUCACUGUACAUUUUUUUUGUAACAAUGCACAGAUUCAUAUUCACACAAACAAACACCUUUACAUGUGAUUAACGGGUGAAAUGAGUGGGUGGUUCAAGCCAGUAUUGUGCUCCUAGACUGCAGGAUCCUCCCCUUUAAGUGCUGCAGUAAUCAUAUGUGGCUUACACAUUAUUACACUGCACUAUCCUGUUGGUGUUGACUAAACGCACUGAUGUCUUCACAUGUGUCAUGAUACCAUACAGAAAAAUAAAGGCAUAUCACCAGAUUUCAGCGUAUCUCAACAUGAAAAUUCAUGAGAUAUUCGGGGUUUUGUUUGUGCUCCUCUGCUUUUCCACUUGCAGACACUUGUGUGUGCACGUGACGCCCGCAUGUUUACACAUGCAUGUGUGCAUCUGGCUCGUCCCGAGGUGCACGAAAUUAGAGGCCCAUUUUAACUACGUAAUGUCUAAUCCUGAUUUUAAGGGAAUGGAUGUGAAAGUAAUGGCCACAUGGAGUCAGUGUGAAACUCUCCUUCACGAAAAAAAGUAUUAAUUUAUGUUUUAACAACGCGACACGGCCUCGUCCUUGUCCUGUCUCUCCUCCUUUGUCCCCUCCACAUGUCUCCGCUGUACAGUUUGACUUCUGUGAGCUUCUUUGUUCCUCUGCAAUAUUGACACUAGAAUCAGUCAGCCCAAUCUAUCACACUGAUGAUGACAACGACAUGUGACACAAUGGCAUGUGAUGUGUACUAUUAUUAUUAUUAUUAUUAUUAUUUGUUUUGCAUCUCAGGAAUAAAUUUCAUUUAGGUUUUGUUUCCUGUCUUUGAAUGGGGACUCGUGAGCACUUCACAUUCUGCUAGUCCCUCUAUGCUGACACCAUGUAUUUGUUGAGUUCAAGACUAUCACGAUGUUAAUAAAAAUGAUUCAGUGAUUCUUCAGUAAUUCUGUCACCUUGCUGUCAUUGGAGUACGAGGCUUAAGAAACGGUUCUGGGGUUGUUGUUUUUGUUUUGUUUCCACACGACCGCCGACUUGAAAUAAUGAGAAUUAGAAAUAUGCUGCAAAUAAUCAAGAAUGAUAAGAGGUGUGUUUUAACAGAAUAUAAUUUUGGCUUCUGGUAUGUGAGCGUCAUAAUGUUUUCCUUGUAGCAACACACAUCUUUAUGUAUAUCGGUGUUUAGAUGGAAGGUGUUGUAAGGCACUAUCACUCACUAAAUACAGAAAUAUCCACAGUGAAGCUCGGUAAAGAUGGAGAAGGGUUAGAGCUAGAUGUGUUAGUUUGGUUUCAUAUCAGGCUGUACUGAGAGAGCUUGAUUUGAUAUAUCGCACCGUAAUGGAGGUGUUUCUCUCCCAUUGUCUGUGGGAUUUAUUAUAUUUAAUUUAGAGGUUCGUAUGUAUGAAAUGAAAACUUGUUGAAUAAAUAGUUGCCAAAACAUCUGUA
This is a messenger RNA of Mugil cephalus (flathead mullet), 7443 nucleotides long. RefSeq names its product cell adhesion molecule 2a (gene cadm2a). The transcript is spliced from 11 exons. Lineage: Eukaryota; Metazoa; Chordata; Actinopteri; Mugiliformes; Mugilidae. The record is from RefSeq and is a predicted model, not a curated record. Bases 444 to 1769 code for a protein of 441 amino acids.